Molecule: messenger RNA, 2421 nt
Organism: Miscanthus lutarioriparius
Lineage: Eukaryota; Viridiplantae; Streptophyta; Magnoliopsida; Poales; Poaceae
Source: the annotation of a GenBank genome assembly
AUGUCCGAGCAGGCGCCACCUUACGCUCCCCUCCCCCUCGCCCUUGCCCCAGAUCCUAGCUCCACCCCAUCACCGAACCCCACCCUUGUCCUCCCCAAUCCCGCCUUCCCCAACAAGCGCAAGCGCACCGGAUUCCGCCGCAAAGUACCCUCCGGGUCCCCCGCCGCCCCCGCCCCCUCUCCCGUGGCUCCCUCCCAGCCACCUCCCCCCGCCUCCGCCGCCGACGAUAUCAUAGUGAUCAACCGGGAGCCGACCGCGGAGGCCGUCACCGCUCUCACCGCUGGCUUCCCAGCGGACUCGCUCACUGACGAGGAGAUCGAGGCGGGCGUUGUCUCCGACGUGGGCGGCAUCGAGCAGGUCAAUUACAUCCUCAUCCGCAACCACCUCCUCUGCCGGUGGCGCGAGACCUACAAUUCCUGGCUUGCCAAGGAGCCCUUCGCGACGCUCAUCCCUCCCCACUGCGAGCACCUCCUCACCGCCGCCUACUCCUUCCUCGUCUCAAAUAGCUACGUCAAUUUCGGCGUCGCCCCAGCCAUCAAGGAGCGAAUACCCAAGGAGCCCACGAGACCCACCACCGUCAUCGUGGUAGGCGCUGGCCUUGCUGGGCUAGCUGCUGCACGGCAGCUGGUGGCGUUCGGGUUCAAAGUGAUCGUCCUGGAAGGUCGCAAAAGGUGCGGUGGCCGUGUGUACACGAAGAAGAUGGAAGGCGGUGGGCGCUCGGCUGCUGCUGACCUUGGCGGCAGCGUGCUUACCGGGACAUUUGGGAACCCGCUAGGAAUUGUGGCGAAGCAACUCGGCUUGCCAAUGCACAAAAUUAGAGACAAGUGUCCACUCUACCGACCGGAUGGAUCACCUGUUGAUCCAGAAGUGGAUAAGAAAGUGGAGAUUACAUUUAACAAGCUUCUUGACAAGUCAAGCAACCUGCGGGCAACCAUGGGGGAGGUGACAGUGGAUGUUUCACUUGGGGCAGCUCUAGAGACAUUGCGCCAGGCUGAUGGGGGCGUCGCUACACAGGAGGAGAUGAACUUGUUCAAUUGGCAUCUGGCAAAUCUUGAGUAUGCCAAUGCAGGAUUGCUGUCUAGACUAAGCCUUGCGUUCUGGGACCAGGAUGAUCCAUAUGACAUGGGUGGGGAUCACUGCUUCUUGCCUGGUGGCAAUGGCAAACUUGUGCAGGCCCUGGCAGAGAAUGUACCAAUUGUUUAUGAGAGGACGGUGCACACUAUAAGGUAUGGAGGGGAUGGGGUGCAGGUGGUUGUCAAUGGAGGGCAGGUGUAUGAAGGGGACAUGGCAUUGUGCACAGUUCCACUUGGGGUUCUGAAAAAUGGAGGCAUCAAGUUUUUACCUGAGUUACCACAGAGGAAGCUUGAUAGUAUCAAGAGGCUUGGCUUCGGAUUGUUGAACAAGGUAUCGAUGCUGUUUCCACAUGUUUUCUGGAGUACUGACCUUGAUACCUUCGGGCAUCUGGUUGAAGAUCCAAGGCGACGUGGGGAGUUCUUUCUGUUCUAUAGCUAUGCAACAGUGGCUGGUGGUCCAUUGUUGAUGGCCUUGGUUGCUGGUGAAGCUGCCCACAAUUUUGAAACCACGCCACCAACUGAUGCUGUCAGCUCAGUUCUCCAGAUACUAAGAGGUAUCUAUGAACCACAAGGGAUUGAGGUGCCGGACCCUCUACAGAGUGUUUGCACUAGAUGGGGCACUGACUCGUUCAGUCUAGGUUCAUACUCUCAUGUUGCUGUGGGAGCCUCUGGAGAUGACUAUGACAUAUUAGCCGAAAGUGUUGGUGAUGGCCGUCUUUUCUUUGCUGGUGAGGCUACCAUGAGGCGUUAUCCAGCAACAAUGCAUGGUGCUUUUAUCAGUGGUUUGCGGGAGGCUGCUAACAUCACAUUGCAUGCCAAUGCCCGGGCGGCAAAGAGUAAAGUAGACAAAAGUCCAUCGACAAACACACAGGCUUGUGCUGCUAUAUUAACGGACUUGUUUAGGCAACCAGAUUUGGAGUUUGGAAGCUUCUCUGUUAUUUUUGGAGGAAAAGCUUCUGAUCCGAAAUCCCCAGCUAUUCUAAAGGUGGAAUUAGGUGCGGCGCGGAAGAAAAAUGCAACUGAAGGGGUAAAGACGGAACAGAACCACUCAAACAAAUUGUUGUUUCAGCAGCUCGAGUCACACUUUAACCAGCAACAACAGCUUUAUGUUUACACAUUGCUAUCACGACAGCAAGCUAUGGAGUUAAGGGAGGUCAGAGGAGGCGAUGACAUGAGGUUGCACUACCUCUGUGAAAAACUGGGGGUGAAAUUAGUUGGCAGGAAAGGCCUUGGUCCUGGGGCAGAUGCUGUGAUUGCAUCCAUUAAGGCAGAACGUAACAGAAGUCGAACUAGACCUGGCCCCUCGAAGCUGAAAAAAUCUCUGAAGCCUAAUGUUGCUGCAUCAUGA